UUAGACCAAAACCCCUAAGAUAUGUAGAUAUUAAUAAAAUUAAGGAAUCUAUGAUAGCAAAAAAGUUAAAUAUUUUGAUGUUUGUGUGCUGAGUACUAAUUAUUCUUGGGAUAGACUAUGGACGGAGGGCUAUAGUGCUAUACAUAUAGCACAUACAUCCUAACCAAACUUAUUCUCUUCUUUUUCAUCUUUUUAUUUAUGCGUCCGCAAUGUAUUGGUAACUAUUUAUGCAUGCCAAAAACCACAUCAUAAGUAACUUCAAGUACUAGUAUAAUAUUUUGAGUCCUCCAAAAACUUAACCUAUAUGGCUUCUUCUGUGCUAUCUCUUUCUAACUCCUCAUCAAACUUUUAUAAGCUUUCGUUUGCUGCAACUGUUAUGUUUGUGAUAUGGUCCUUUUUUAUAUUUAAUGAAAAUGCAUUAAUAGAGAGAAGGCUUAUUGAAGAAAAAGAAGUAAUCCCAAUAGGGGGUGGCGCUGUUGGGCCAGAGAGCUUUGCUUUUGACACUCAUGGUGAUGGUCCUUAUGCUGGUGUUUCUGAUGGACGUAUCAUCAAAUGGCUACCAAAUGAGACCCGUUGGCUUGAUUUCGCCGUCACCUCGCCGGAAAGGGCUGGAUGUGAAGGUUUUCAUGAUCAUUCUGAUACUGAGCACAGAUGUGGGCGCCCAUUGGGUCUGGACUUUGAUGAAAAUACUGGUGAUCUAUAUAUUGCAGAUGCUUACUUGGGCCUCCUUGUUGUGGGCCCAAAUGGAGGCCUUGCUACCAAAGUUUCUAAAAUGGUACAAGGUGUUCCUUUUGGAUUCACCAAUUCACUCUGCAUUGAUCAAACUCAUGGAGUCCUGUAUUUUACAGAUAGCAGCACCACAUUCUCAAGAAGGAGUUAUGUAUCGGUCAUAGUUAGCGGUGACAGCACAGGAAGGUUAAUGAAAUAUGACAUGAAAAGCAAGCAAGUCUCAGUUCUUCUCAAGAAUCUCAAGUUCCCAAAUGGAGUAGCCAUGAGCAAACAUGGUGAUUUCCUCCUUUUUGCAGAGACAACCACUUGUAAAAUCUUCAAAUUUUGGCUCAAAACAUCACAAGCUGGCACUGUUGAACUUGUUUCAGAGCUCCCAGGUUUUCCAGACAAUAUUAAAAGGAACGAAAAAGGAGAGUUUUGGGUGGGAGUUAAUUCAAGAAGAAGCAAAUUCUUGAGUUGGAUCCUCUCCAAAAGUUGGAUUAGAAAUAAUUUAGCUAAAAUACCUUUUGAUAUUACUAAAGCUCAUUCUUAUAUGUCAAGUCUUGGUUUUGGUGGGGGUGGUUUAGCAAUUAGACUUAGUGAAGAUGGACAUGUAGUGGAGAUUUUAGAGGACCCAAAGAACAAAAGGUGGAGGUUUGUCAGUGAAGUACUUGAAAUAAAUGGAAAUUUAUGGGUUGGAUCAGUAAAAUUGCCAUUCGCAAUUAAAGAGAAGAUGGCUAGUUCUGAUAUUUUGUUGGACACCAACGCGAAUUAUGAGUUAUAGUACUAAUUAUGUCAUAACUAAUUUUAGGUUGUUAGUCUAGUACUAGGAUAUUAUUAGCUUAAACAGUAUAUAUAUAUAUAUAUAUAUAUAUAUAUAUAUAUAUAUAUAUAUAUAUAUAUAUAUAUAUAUAUAUAUAUAUAUAUAAUACUUGUAUGACUGAAUUUUAAAAUUGACUGAAUUUUAAAAUUUUAAAGUAGUAAGUCAUAAUACAAGAUUUUAUUGAUUUUGCAGUAUUCCUCUCUUCUUCUACAUUUUUCUUCAUUGAUAAGUCUCGAAUAUACGUGUUUUUUGUCUUUUCUUAAGCUUUUCUAGCCUUUUAAGUUAGUUUUUAUGUCAUUUCUUAUAUUUGUUUUGUGUUUAUUCAUUUCUUAUAUUUGUUUGUGUUUAUAAGAAUUUGGAGUUGAAGUUUCAAGAAUUGCCGAAAAAUAGAUCGUGGAUUGGAACAGAAAGUUUGAUUUCUACAAGAUCUGAUUAUUAAUUAUGGCAUGCUCAACUCAAGAUUGAACAUCUUGGUUGAAGGGAGGCAAUGUUGUAAAUCAAUUCUAAGGCGAGCGGAUACUACCUACUGAUGGGAUUUGAACCCUCCGUCUCAAUUGUGGAAGACAGCAGAAAAUCCAACCAGUAAGCUGACCCUCCAUUAGAUUGAAUUAAGAAGGCAAACAACAAUAACUACAAAAGAAAGAGACUUUAUUCUCGUUUAUACAGAAAA
This is a messenger RNA of Lycium barbarum (goji berry), 2201 nucleotides long. RefSeq names its product protein STRICTOSIDINE SYNTHASE-LIKE 2-like. The transcript has 3 exons. Gene Ontology annotation, biological process: biosynthetic process. Lineage: Eukaryota; Viridiplantae; Streptophyta; Magnoliopsida; Solanales; Solanaceae. The record is from RefSeq and is a predicted model, not a curated record. The coding region runs from base 305 to 1492 and encodes 395 amino acids. Gene Ontology annotation, molecular function: strictosidine synthase activity.